CUCAACAAUUCAACCAUCACCAAGAAAACCAAAGAAAUCAAACCAAACAACAGAACAAAAUGCCAAUGAACCUACAAGGCAGCUGCCAAUGCGGCGGCAUCGAAUUCACCCUCCAGUCCUCAACACCCGUCCCCUACCAGCUCUGCGCCUGCAGCAUCUGUCGCAAAGUCGGCGGAUACAGCGGGAGUGUUAACCUGGGUGGAAUCGCCUCUAGCCUUGAUAUUAAGAAGGGGAAGGAUUUGAUUAAAAAAUACUCGGCAAUCAAAAACCGCGGCCAAGCAGACGAGCAAGUCUGCUCCAGCGAGCGCAACUUCUGCUCGAAUUGCAGCACGAUGCUAUGGCUGUGGGACCACCACUGGCCCGAACUGAUCCAUCCGUUUGCGUCGGCGAUUGAUACCGAGUUGCCGGCUCCCGAUGAGAUGACUUGCAUUAUGGCGGGGUCGAAGCCGGCGUGGGUUCGUUGGCCGGAGGGGAAGAAGGUUGUUCGUGAAGUUUAUGGGGAGGAGAGUUUGGAGGGGUGGCAUAAGAAACAUAAUUUGUUUUAUCCUUAGGGGUGGUUGGAUAUGGAGUGGUUUACGGUGAUGGGGCUACGAAAUUAGGCUACACAUGGGAAGUAAAUAUUUUUGAAAU
Molecule: messenger RNA, 630 nt
Organism: Aspergillus campestris IBT 28561
Lineage: Eukaryota; Fungi; Ascomycota; Eurotiomycetes; Eurotiales; Aspergillaceae
Product: GFA family protein
Exons: 3
Coding region: 60-551 (163 amino acids)
Molecular function (GO): carbon-sulfur lyase activity
Source: RefSeq, a predicted model, not a curated record